GCUUUGGCCGUCCCUCUGUCGGAACUGAGACUCCAGACGCGCAGCGCAGGAGGCAGACGGGGCGCACAGAGUCUGUCCCUCUGAUUUCCAUCACACAGGGGAACGGAUACCUUUCAUCCAGGAAGGGAGAAGGCGCGUUUUCACUAACAGGCAACCGCAUCACUCUGCAAGUUGUCAAGGAAAAGCCAUUUGUUUCCGCAAUCGAUGAUGAAGAAGUUGGACAGGGGCGGCUGAGCGAGAGUGAUGGUGGUGGUAAAGACAACCUGAAGGACCUGAGAGCCAUCAUUCGCACAGAGUGGCAGCAAGGUCAUCUGACUAAGCCAUGGUUUGUCCUUUUCCUGCAUUUGAAUCACUGACCAACGUGACAUGAUGGCCGAAAAACUAAAGGAUCUUUGAAGAGUGAACUUUCUAAACCAAUGGAUUGUCCUGGAGGGAAAAGCCAUCUUCGAUUAAACAGAAUCACCAUCAGUAAAAUCAGUUGGCCUUUUUUCAGUUCAAGGAUUUUGCCUCGGGAGGUAAAGCCAGUCGUGACUUUUCAAGGGACCAGACUACAAAAGAGUUUUCUUUUUGAAGAGGUUCAAUAAAGUAAUUUCUCGACAGCUCAGUUUUGAACAACCUCAAGAAACCAUAGCAACUGUUGGAACUGACAUUAAAUGAUUCCUGUAAAAGAUGAUUCCCUUUGGCAAAAUGACUGGGAGUAAAAAGAGAAGCACUGUAGACAAUGAAAACGGCAGAGUCAACGAUGAUUGGAAUCCGUCAGAAUUCAGAGGUGUGCUCUAAAGUCGAGUGGCGACCUUGUGCCCUCAUUGUUUUUCCAUCGAUCAGCGGAUCUGUCUAGAUUCUUUCGGGGUUCAAAAGACAUUUUCUGAAGUCUGUGUUGUAGGGCAUCGGGUUGAAAUUUGACUAACUAUCAGACUAUGUAUUAAGUGAAGUAAAUACAGUAAUAGGUUCACAAUGACUGACCAUGUUAUACAGAGCAGUCGGCUGCAGGGUGUAGGAAUCCAAUAUGCUCUAUGACCUGCCCUGUAUUCAGACCUCAACCUCAGAUUGAGUUCUGAUCCUAUGGAUUAGCUUUCCCAUUCUUGAAGACUUAUUUUAAAGUUUGCCUUGGUGGAGUUGCAGCUUUUUACUCAAAACCACAGCCUGAAACAUUUUCCAUGUCUGUAGAAUUCUUUUAAAUUACAUGUAGAUCCAGGCGGGAUUCAUCACUUUCUUUCUUUUUUUUUUUUUUUUUUUUUUUUGACUUGUUUUUAAUCAAAAUGACUCCUUCCCGGACAGCAGGAGCUUGGACACUGUUGGCAGCAGUGAGUUUUCUUUGCUGCUGUAGUUCUGGCUGGUGUGAAGCCUCAAGGACUAGUGGUUCAACUUCAGAGGGGAGUAAACAAGAAAAUGGAGCCUCAUCACUUGAAAGAGUAAAGAGAGGAUGGGUUUGGAACCAGUUCUUUGUGGUGGAGGAGUACACAGGCACGGAGCCCCUAUACGUCGGAAAGAUCCACACAGAUUCAGAUGAAGGUGAGGGAAACAUCAAGUACACUAUCUCUGGAGAAGGAGCAGGCUCCAUCUUUAUCAUCGAUGAGCUAACAGGAGACAUCCACGCCACGGCAAGACUAGACCGUGAGGAGAAGGCUUUUUACACACUGCGGGCUCAGGCUAGGGACAGACUGUCCAAUGACCCCCUGGAACCAGAGUCUGAGUUUGUGAUAAAGGUCCAGGACAUCAAUGACAGUGAGCCAAAGUUCUUGGAGGGUCCUUAUAUCAGCAGCGUGGCAGAACUGUCACCUAUAGGAACUUCGGUUAUGAAGGUUGCUGCUAUAGAUGCGGAUGACCCUACAUAUGGCAGCAGUGCCAGGGUGGUGUACAGCGUACUGGAUGGAGAGAAGUUUUUCACUGUAGACAGACACACAGGGAUCAUCAUGACAGCGGUGGCAGAUUUGGACCGUGAGACACAGGAUCGUUACGAGCUGGUUGUCAAGGCAACAGACAUGGCAGGACAAAUGGGCGGUCUCUCCGGCUCCACCACGGUGACCAUAGUGAUCACAGACGUUAAUGACAACCCACCACGCUUUCCACAGAAAAUGUAUCAGUUUUCAGUGUCAGAGGGGGCGGCUGUCGGGACGCCAGUUGGACACGUCAUGGCCACAGAUGCAGACAUGGGAGAGAACACAGACAUGACCUAUCUGAUCAAAGAGGGAGGAGACCUCUUCAAAGUCACUACAGAUGUCGAGACACAGGAAGCUGUUGUCUCCAUCAAGAAGCCCCUGGACUUCGAGAGCAAGCGCACACACAACGUUGUGGUGGAGGCUGUGAAUAAACACGUUGACCCACGUUUCGUGGACUUGGGCUCCUUUCGAGAUCAGACCAUUGUCCGGGUUAGUGUGACGGACAUCGAUGAGCCACCCAUCUUUCAGCCAGCAGAGGGCAAGGUAAUGGAGGUACAGGAGGACGCAAAAGUUGGAGCGCUGGUUGGCGUCGUCACUGCCAGGGAUCCAGAUGUAAAGAACAAACCAGUCAGGUUCUCAAUUGAUCGCUCCACAGACCAGGAAAUGAUCUUCUAUAUUGAUCCAGAUACAGGUGCCAUCACACUGGGCAAGAUUUUGGACAGAGAGAUUGCAGGCUGGCACAACAUCACAGUGAAGGCAGUAGAAGCAGAAAACCAUGUCAUGGCCUCCCAUUCAACAGUGAGUAUCCGUAUUUUGGAUGUAAAUGACAAUCCUCCUGAGUUGGCCACACCGUACGAAGCCAAAAUUUGUGAAGAUGCCAAGCCAGGUCAGCUAAUUCACACUAUUAGCGUGGUGGAUAGAGAUGAGCCGCAGUCUGGGCAUCGCUUCUACUUCACCCUGGUCUCUGAGGCAUCCACCAAUCGAGACUUCACUCUAUGGGAUGUCAAAGACAACACAGCUGGCAUCCGAACCCAGCGGUCAGGCUUCAACCGCCAUGAGCAGAAUGUGUACUUCCUGCCUAUCCUGGUGGUUGACAGUGGACCUCCCUCCCUCAGCUCCACAGGCACCCUGACCAUUCAUGUCUGCGGCUGUGACACAGCGGGAACCAUCCAGUCGUGCAAUGCCACAGCCUAUGUAAUGAGUGCUGCUCUCAGCCCUGGGGCACUUAUAGCACUACUGGUGUGCAUGCUCAUCCUCAUAGUCCUCGUUUUGCUGAUCCUGACCCUAAAACGCCACAGGAAGGGCCAGAGGAUGGCAGAGGAUGAGGAAGACAUGAGAGAUAAUGUCAUCAAGUACAAUGAUGAAGGCGGAGGGGAGCAGGACACUCAGGCGUACGACAUGAGUGCUCUGAGGAACCUCUAUGACUUUCCUGAGGCCAAGAGCUGUGACUCUGGGCCGGACAUCCGCUCGCUGCCACAGUGGAUACAGGCGAGCAGGGUGAGCGGUGGCGGCGGCAGUGGCGGCAGCGGCACAGAGGGAGCGGCGGCGGCGGCAGCAUCAGACUUCUCCUUAUUCAAAGGCUACAUCCGGAAGAAGGUGGAGCAGGCCGAUGCUGACCUAUCUGUGCCACCAUAUGACUCCUUCCAGACGUACGCCUUUGAGGGCACCAGUUCACCAGCUCUGUCGCUCAGCUCCAUCCACACGCUGUCCACCACCUCCGAGCAGGAUUUCUCGUACCUCAGCGACUGGGGACCGCGAUUCAGGCAGUUGGCAGGCUACUACGCUCCAGGGAACCCUGAAGAAGAAGGGUCCUAGCACAGCUCCUCUACAGACAGACGCUUAAACUCCCCUCUGUCCUCUUCUUCCUUCUUCUUCUCUGCCUCUUCUUCUCACCCUCUGGCAUUCCUCUGAAUUCAUCAGAGCCAGCACUGUGCUUGCAACAAAGACAGAGCACCGCAUCUUUAUCUCUUUGAAAAGAAACUACCGGUGUUGAAAUUUUAACUUUGGAAGAUUUUUACACACUUCUGUUUGGUUUUUGUGAGAGUUUUCAGACUUACACACUGCUGGAGGCUCUUUUGAUGGUAUGAGAGAGUGGAACGCAAAAGAGAUAUCCAACCAACACAUUGUUUAAAACAGAUGUUUAACCUUAUCUCACAUCAUAAGCAGAAACCUUUAUUUAAGCUAUGAGACUGUAGUACCAACACCGUCAGAUUACACCACCCAACAGGGUGAUAUGACGAGUCAAACCAUGCCAAGGCAAACUGUCUGAAAAACAUGUAUUUAUUUAAGGGGGAAAUAUUUAUGUAUUUAUUUGUUUUUAUGUAUUUAUUUAUUUAUUUACACCAUCGUCAUCACAGUAACUGCAUUAGUGAACUCUGAACUCUUCAGUGCUAAAGAUAAAGUGAGAGGAAGAGGACAUUACAGAACCUGUGAGACAAAAAGAAGAAGAAAGACGAUGAAGGACUACAGUGGCAUUACUUUACACAAUACUGACACAGAGGUGACAUCUGAGUCACAUAAAUAUGACAUCCUUGGAAAUAUUUGUAUUUAUUUUCUAUGACCACUUUUGUAAAAUAACUAAUUUAAGAUAAGCAGAAGAAAAGCAGAAACACUACUACAAGGGUACUGGGUAGAGCGUACCUCCGCCAAGACCCCACAGUUCAGUAAUCCAUUGUCAAUCAAAGGGAAACACAAAUAUCCAGGAUCUGUUUCUUUUUCUAGAUAUGCUCCAAGAUGUGACGUUGCCCCACCUAUGAAGGACAUUACAUGAAAAUCGGUGCAGAAAUUUGAUCGACAAACAAA
Messenger RNA from Sphaeramia orbicularis (orbiculate cardinalfish), 4682 nucleotides. RefSeq names its product cadherin 22 (gene cdh22). Gene Ontology annotation, biological process: adherens junction organization; multicellular organism development; cell-cell junction assembly. Bases 1260 to 3695 code for a protein of 811 amino acids. Lineage: Eukaryota; Metazoa; Chordata; Actinopteri; Kurtiformes; Apogonidae. Gene Ontology annotation, cellular component: catenin complex; adherens junction; plasma membrane. The record is from RefSeq and is a predicted model, not a curated record. Gene Ontology annotation, molecular function: beta-catenin binding; calcium ion binding; cadherin binding. The transcript has 14 exons.